Messenger RNA from Rana temporaria (common frog), 1023 nucleotides. Its product is annotated as olfactory receptor 1044-like. Gene Ontology annotation, cellular component: membrane. NCBI's taxonomy places the organism in Eukaryota, Metazoa, Chordata, Amphibia, Anura, Ranidae. The coding region runs from base 27 to 959 and encodes 310 amino acids. Gene Ontology annotation, biological process: G protein-coupled receptor signaling pathway. Gene Ontology annotation, molecular function: G protein-coupled receptor activity; olfactory receptor activity. The record is from RefSeq and is a predicted model, not a curated record. The transcript has a single exon.
GAAGAUCCUCUGAAAUCACUCUGAAAAUGAAUUUAGAAGACAUAUUCAAUGGAACAGGUUUCUCCAUCAGAGGUCUAUCUGACAUCCCAGAGGUUCGCUUGCCUGUAUUUCUGAUUCUCUUACUCGUGUAUUUUAGCAUCAUCUUUGGGAACUUAAGUAUUUUUACCAUUAUUUUAGUAAAUCCCAAUUUGCACACUCCCAUGUAUAUAUUUUUGAUGAACCUUUCAGCUGCAGACAUCAUAUAUGCUUCAAAUAUUUUACCAAAUGUACUGAACAUGCUGGUCACAUUCUACAACGUUAUUUCUUUUGCUAGAUGCAUGACCCAAAUGUAUUUUUACAUAGCACUGACAUGUACACAGGUACUCCUACUGGAGGUUAUGGCAUAUGAUCGAUAUUUAGCAAUCUGUCAUCCCCUAAGAUAUUUUCUGUUAAUGAGUUUAGGUAAGUGUGCAUCACUUGCUACCCUGGCAUGGACCUUUAGUUUUGUAAUCACGAUAGGGCAUAUUGUGUUAAUCUCUAAACUGUCCUUUUGUGGCUUGAGAUUCAUUGAUCAUUUUUAUUGUGACAUUGCUGCUAUAUUGAAGCUUACUUGCAGCAGUACCUUUGAUGUUGAAAUUAUGAAUUAUAUAGAGGGUGUACUGAUAACAUUUAAUGCUUUUCUGUUUACCAUAAUAUCUUACAUGUUUAUUAUUUCCACAAUUCUAAAGAUUAAAACAUCUAAAGGUCAACGUAAAGCAUUUUCUACUUGUUCCUCCCACCUAACUUGUGUUAUUAUUUUCUAUGGGACUUUAUUUUGUUUAUACAUGAGACCUACAUCAAGCUAUUCUCCAGCAAGGGACAAGUUUUUUGCUCUUUUAUCUGGUGUAAUAAUUCCAAUAUUGAACCCAAUAAUAUAUAGUUUGAAAAAUCAAGAAAUUAAAGUUGGGCUCAAAAAUCUUAGGAGAAAAAUAAUGUAUUAAGAUCAACUAAGCAAAUCAUUUAAAAUUAUUAUGAUAGGAGCUAGAAUGCUACCUUCAAUUCCAG